AUGUUAUCUAAAACAAAUACGUUGAUAGAUAUUAUUGGGGUUAUUAAUCAUUUGGGAUUCAUAAAAACAUCCUUAACAAAUGAUGGAGUAGAGUUAAAAAGAAAGGAAAUUGAGAUUGUUGAUGAUACAUAUUCAAAGAUAUCAUUGGUAUUAUGGAAGUCAGAUCAAAUCGAUAAUUUUGAAGGUGAAGAAAACGACAUAAUUGUUUUAAAAAAUAUAAAAGUUACAGAUUAUUAUGGAAUAAAAAAUAUUAUUGCAGUAAUUGAUGACAUUCAGGAAAUUAAAAAAAUAUCUGCUUCAAAUGGUGAAACAUAUAAAAAACAAGAAAUAUAUUUGGUUGAUGAAGGAUUAAAAACAAUUGUACUAAAUUUGUGGAAUGAAAAUAUUGAUAAAUUCAGAGGAAAAAAAAACGAUAUUAUGAGUAUCACAAACGUCAAAAUUGGAGAAUAUUUAAAUAAUAAAAAUUUAGUUCUAAUAAAUGCAUCACAAAUAAUAACUCUAACAUUAUGGAAUGAAUAUGCCAAUAAUUUUGUAGGUAAAAAAAAUACCAAAAUAACUUUACAAAAUAGUAAAAUCAAUGACUACAAAAAUGAAAGAUAUUCAACUUUAAAUCAAAGAUCAAUAGUUUCAUACAACGUAGAUAAAACAACUGACAAAAAAUUUGAAGAAUGGUUCAAUGUAACAUAUAAAGAUGCAGAUGAAUAUAACCAACCAGGACCUUCUGGCAUGAAAUAUUAA
Molecule: messenger RNA, 738 nt
Organism: Aphidius gifuensis
Lineage: Eukaryota; Metazoa; Arthropoda; Insecta; Hymenoptera; Braconidae
Exons: 7
Coding region: 1-738 (245 amino acids)
Source: RefSeq, a predicted model, not a curated record